Messenger RNA from Petromyzon marinus (sea lamprey), 2905 nucleotides. Its product is annotated as LIM domain only protein 3-like. Gene Ontology annotation, biological process: positive regulation of transcription by RNA polymerase II. The record is from RefSeq and is a predicted model, not a curated record. NCBI's taxonomy places the organism in Eukaryota, Metazoa, Chordata, Hyperoartia, Petromyzontiformes, Petromyzontidae. Gene Ontology annotation, cellular component: nucleus. Gene Ontology annotation, molecular function: DNA-binding transcription factor binding; transcription coactivator activity.
CUGACACACACACUGACACACACACACUGACACACUGACAUACACACUGACACACACACACUGACACACACUGACAGGGCGUGAGGAGUUGUGCGGGAAUCGCGGACGCUGGGAUCUCUCUUCUCCAGAUCUCUCCAGCGUGCUCUCCUCUCUCUCUCUCCCUCUCUCUCUCUCUCCUCUCUCCCCCUCCUCUCCCCUCUCCCCCUCCUCUCCCCUCUCUCUCUCCGAGAGAGAUCAGCCCAGCCUCUCGUUCCCCCCCCUCUCUCUCUGUCCCUUAUUCUGUCCCUCCGUCGCUUUGUCUCUCGAUCUGUCUGUAAGCUCGCGGUGGCCGUCACUCUGCUUCGUGCUGUCUCGCACGCGUGUCCUCAUCAUCACCCCGGUGUCUCUCUCACCCAGUCUGUCUCUUUGUCCCCAUCUCCCUGUUUUAUUCCUGUGUGUCUCUCUCUCUCUCUGUGUGUGAGUGUGUGUCUCAGGCUGUCUCCCUUCGUCUAUAGUUUCUUAUUUUGUACCCACGUGUUUCCUUAUUGUCCACAAAUCCACACUGCCGGUGCCCCCCACCUCUCUCUCUCCGGGUGUAACCUCACUCAUUAUUCUGUGGCUUAAUCUCUUUCACUUUCUCUCCAACGCAUUUUCUUUCUCUCUCUUCCCCUUCAAAUCUCCCUUCUUCCCCUUCAAAUCUCCCUUCUUCCCAUAUCUCUCUCUCUCUCUCCAUCCAUCUCCCUCCCGCCUACAACACCCCGUGCCGCCCUCCCCCCACCUCUCUCUCACUUCGCAGUGUCCCUGUGAUGCUGGACAUGACAGGUCAGUGAGGCGUCCAGAUGCUGCCGCUGCAGCCGGACGGGGCCCCCAAGGGCUGCGCCGGCUGCCACCGGAGCAUUCGCGACCGCUACCUCCUGAAGGCGCUGGACAGGUACUGGCACGAGGACUGCCUGAAGUGCGCCUGCUGCGACUGCCGCCUGGGGGAGGUCGGCUCCACGCUCUACACGCGCGCCAACCUCAUCCUGUGCCGCAGGGACUACCUGAGGUUGUUCGGCGUAACCGGCAACUGUGCGGCGUGCACCAAGCUCAUCCCGGCGUUCGAGAUGGUGAUGCGCGUGCGCGACAGCGUCUACCACCUCGACUGCUUCGCCUGCCAGCUCUGCAACCAGCGGUUCUGCGUAGGAGACAAGUUCUUCUUGAAGAACAGCAUGAUCCUCUGCCAGUCGGACUACGAGGAGGCCGUGACCAAGGAGGGAUUCCGGCCGCAGGUCACGUCGUGACACCCAUCACCCACGGAACUCCAAUUCCGCCCGAAACCCCUGGCCCUUGGGUUCAGCUUCUUCUCGAGAAACUCGAGUCGGUGUGUGCGUGCGAGUUGGUGGACCUUGUUUGCGUUUUGUCAUAUAUGUAUUUUUUUUUAUAUAUAUAUAUACACAUUUAUAAUUUCACAUUUGGGUUUUGGUCAACGGUCACUUCCCGGACUCGUCGUGUGAUCGGAGGUUUGCGUCGUCGUCACGGAGUGAAGCCGUCUUCCCUCCUCGUGGAACCCACCCCCCCCCCCAGGCUCCCCAUCUCUCCCACCCCUUCACGCCCCCCCAGAAGUCGUGUCGGGAAACAGCCGUGGAAAUUGACGCUCACAGAAACUACUACUGUCUGGAGUCGCUUGUAGUAGGUAACUCGACGCAUCCCAGGUCGCCGCAUCGCAAGAGAGGGGCAACGCAUCGCGCGUCCCAACGUGGGCCCGCAUUUCCACCCGAAGUGUCCACACUUCACGUGGCCUCAAGCCGCCCCCAGCAUGGCACGAGCGCUGUGGUGAUGUCGCCGCAAACGUUGUGUGGCAAAUGGCGGUUGUUGUUGUUGCUGUUGUUGCUGUUGUAGUUCAUCUUUCGGUUAAUUAGUAAGGACAAGACUGCUACUUCAGGGGACAUCUCUGGCACCAACAACUAGACGCGCUCUCCAAUCAUGCUGCGACCACAAACAGCACGCCGUUUGUGAUGUCAACGUUGGCGCGUGCGCCAGGCUAGGUGCACUCGAGGCCACGUGGAGUGGCGGAGUCUUGGCUGAGGAGAAGUCACCGGGCGGGCUCCGAGCGUGUAACUCGUGCGACUGCGCUUUGCACGGCAUCAACGUUUUCCAACUCCGUUUUAUCCGCACGACGUUCCACUCCUGCACGUGUGACCGUUGUCUCCACAAAACAGCUGCCUAGCGGCCGCUCAGUCAGCAUCUCUGGUCGUCCUCGCAGCAGCAGCAGCAGCGGUUCUUGGCUGGCUCUCGAACAGAGACAGUCACCGCGUCGCGCGCUUUCAGAUGCGCUUCCGCGGCCGUCUGGAACGCUCUUCUUUCCGAUAUUAGGAAGUCCCUGGAGCUUUGGCACUUUUAAAUCAUCUCCAUUGAAAACUCAUUUCUAUCGAACUGCUUUUUGUGUUUAGUUUGUUGUCCUUCCCCCGCACCUCCGAUGAGCGCGGUUGGCGACGAACGGUGCGAAAAAAGUUUUACAUGCAUCUUUAAACGAAAGCCUCCUCCGCAGAGGCCGAUCUUGAGACCGCCGGUCCCACGUGCUGUGACAAGUCCACUCAUCAUCAGGUCCUCGUCUGCCACAUCUGCCCAACCUCUUCUCUCGCCCGUGCCACGUCAAUUAAUGCCGUUCUUGAUGUCUAAACAAUUGCCACCCGGGUGUACAAUGGACGGGGCAUGCAUGCGGUGCUCCAAAGAAGCCUUAUUUUUUCGUCGCGUUUAACGGGCUGCAGGACCACUUUUGCCGUUCGAAUAUCACCGGGAAGUGAAUGCAUUUGUUGUAACUGAAACGGGCUUCGGCUGAAAGUUGUGAACGCACCACGGGCAAUGAGCGUACGCGGAGAAGUGUUGAUGACGUGAGCAUGCGAGAGAGGGAGGGAGCCUAGAGAGGGAGGGAGCCAGAAAGGGAGGG